Molecule: messenger RNA, 2857 nt
Organism: Temnothorax curvispinosus
Lineage: Eukaryota; Metazoa; Arthropoda; Insecta; Hymenoptera; Formicidae
Gene: l(2)37Cb
Product: pre-mRNA-splicing factor ATP-dependent RNA helicase DHX16
Exons: 13
Coding region: 81-2744 (887 amino acids)
Cellular component (GO): intracellular anatomical structure; catalytic step 2 spliceosome
Molecular function (GO): ATP binding; RNA binding
Source: RefSeq, a predicted model, not a curated record
AUCUGUCGCUACAAUUAUUUUCCUGCGUUUGGGAUAAGAAGAGACACAGACCUAACCUACGACCUACGACACCUUCCAAAAUGAGCAAAUAUAGGCGAGAAGAAACGUCGAGUGAGGAUACGGACAGCGAGGAGGAACGUCGCAAGACGGAUAUUAAGGAGAGAGACAGCUUUGCGAGUCGUCUCAAAGCCAAAGAUGAAAGCAAGAGGCGCAACGUUGCCAUGCCCGCUGGUUCCGGGGCUGCCGAAGCAGCAAAGAGGCUUAAAAUUAUGGAGACUGAUACGAGAGAUAAGCUGAUACCAAAAUUGAGAACCGAGUCUCGUAGGAAAUACCUGGAGAAACGUAAAGAGGACAAAGUUGCAGAGUUGGAGGCCGAUAUCCUCGACGACGAAUAUCUAUUUGAUGAAAACAUUUUAACAGAGAAAGAAAAGCAAGAGAGAGCCCAUAAGAAGCAACUGUUGCACUUGGCGAAGGAGCAUGAGAAAGCAAGGGAACUCGAGCGUAUGCAGCGCUAUCACAUGCCUCUUGAGGAGGGUAAAAUGGAACCAGAACCUGACACGACAACGGACAAGGAACCACCGCAAUCAGAGCAAAGCAAAUGGGAAUCAGAUCAGAUGUCGUCAGCUGUUUUUCGUUUUGGUGCUAAAGACAGGAAAGCUCAACAGGAAUAUAAUCUUCUCAUGGAGGAUGAGAUGAUAGAAUUUGUUCAAGUGCUACAUAUGCCUGGACAUAAGGAUAAGAAACGUGAGGAAAGUCCUCCCGCGCAUGUUAAAAGUUUGCAAACGAUACAGGAGACGAAGAAGAGUCUACCUAUUUAUCCCUUUAGAAAGGAUUUGAUACGAGCUAUCAAAGAUCAUCAGGUUUUAAUAAUAGAAGGUGAGACAGGAUCAGGGAAGACAACGCAAAUUCCACAAUACCUGUACGAAUCUGGAUUUGCGGAUGACGGUAAGAUUAUCGGGUGCACGCAACCGCGGCGCGUGGCGGUCAUGUCAGUGGCAGCGAGGGUAGCCCACGAAAUGGCUGUUAAGCUGGGCAAUGAAGUCGGCUAUGCCAUUCGUUUUGAAGAUUGCACAUCGCAACGUACUCGUGUCAAAUACAUGACCGAUGGUACACUGCAUCGAGAGUUUCUCAGUGAACCUGAUCUAGCGUCAUACAGCGUAAUGAUAAUCGACGAAGCGCACGAACGUACUUUACACACCGAUAUUUUGUUUGGACUGGUGAAAGAUAUCGCGAGGUUUCGUCCCGACUUGAAACUGCUAAUAUCAUCGGCUACAUUGGAUGCCACAAAGUUCAGUGAAUUCUUCGACGAUGCUCCUAUAUUUAGGAUACCCGGACGCCGUUUUCCCGUUGAUAUCUAUUACACAAAAGCCCCAGAAUCAGAUUAUAUUGAGGCAUGUGUAGUCUCCAUUAUCCAAAUUCACAUAACGCAACCGCCGGGUGAUAUAUUGGUAUUCCUGACUGGGCAGGAAGAAAUUGAGACGUGUCAGGAAAUGUUGCAGGAAAGAGUGAGACGAUUAGGGAGCAAAUUGGCAGAACUUUUGAUUUUACCUGUUUAUGCGAAUUUACCGAGCGAUAUGCAGAUCAAAAUAUUUCAACCGACUCCACCUGGCGCGAGGAAGGUUGUACUGGCGACUAAUAUAGCGGAGACGUCAUUAACUAUAGACAAUAUAGUAUACGUGUUAGAUCCUGGUUACGCGAAGCAGAACAAUUUCAAUCCACGCACCGGCAUGGAGAGUUUAAUAGUUGUGCCGAUCAGCAAAGCAUCCGCGAAUCAGAGAGCGGGACGCGCGGGAAGAGUAGCACCUGGAAAGUGCUUUCGCUUGUACACAGCUUGGGCUUAUCAGCACGAGCUUGAAGAUAAUACAGUGCCUGAAAUUCAACGGAUUAACUUGGGUAACGCAGUACUUACCUUGAAAGCUCUCGGGAUCGAUGAUUUGAUGCACUUUGAUUUCUUGGAUCCUCCACCGCCCGAAACGUUGAUAUUGGCGAUGGAACAGCUGUACGCAUUAGGCGCGUUGAACCAUCGCGGAGAGUUAACAAAACUCGGACGUAGAAUGGCUGAGUUCCCGCUGGACCCGAUGAUGGCGAAGAUGCUAUUAGCUAGCGAGAAGUAUCGCUGCUCGGAAGAGGUGGCCACCAUUGCGGCCAUGCUUUCGGUGAAUGGCGCUAUCUUUUACAGGCCAAAGGACAAAAUUAUACACGCCGAUGCUGCGCGCAAGAAUUUCCACGUACCCGGCGGUGAUCAUCUGACUCUCCUUAAUGUGUACAAUCAAUGGGCACAGAGUGACUUCAGUACACAUUGGUGUUACGAAAAUUUUAUACAGCACAGAUCCAUGAAACGGGCGAGGGAUGUUAGAGAACAGCUAGUAGGCCUGAUGCAGCGUGUCGAGAUGGAAUUGGUCUCGGGAAUUACAGAAACAGUCAAUAUUAGAAAGGCUAUUACAGCUGGUUAUUUCUACCAUGUGGCACGCUUGUCGAAAGGAGGUUGUUACAAAACUGCAAAGCAUAAUCAACAAGUCGCAAUACAUCCAAAUAGUUCCUUGUUCCAGGAUCUUCCGCGUUGGCUUCUUUAUCAUGAACUUGUCCUUACUACCAAGGAAUUUAUGCGUCAAGUGACAGAAAUCGAAAGUAAAUGGUUGCUCGAAGUAGCGCCUCAUUAUUAUAAGCCUAAAGAAAUAGAAGAUUCAACGAACAAAAAGAUGCCGAAAAUAGCCGGCAGAUCACGACCAGACGGAACAAAUUAAACAUAAUUCUGUACUAUCUCUUAACUGUGAUAUUAAAUUACAUUUUUUUGUAUAUAUGCGUUUUUAUAUGAUAUAGCAAAUAAAAUGAUAUACAUAUAAAAAAAGAAUUACUG